AUGCUGAAAUAUCGUACGUUGUCUCGAUCAUGUCAUAUUUUUCACCCAAAAUCUCUCUCAAACAAUACCCUGAAAUCUGAAACUACUCAGGAACUACUUCAAACGGUGGGAUUUGUAAGACGCUCGCAAGCUGGGUUGUUCCAAUGGCUACCACUUGGACUCAGAUCACUUAAUAAACUAGCAAAUGCUAUACGAAACCGAAUGGACAACGAUGGUGACGCCAUAGAAGUUUCGCUAAGUGCUAUCUCUUCAAAAGCAUUAUGGCAAGCGACAGGUCGAUGGAACAACAGUGAAUUGUUUAAGUUCAAGGACUCUAAAGGGAAGCAGUACUGCUUGACAGCGACAUGUGAAGAAGACAUUACAGAUUUAAUGAAAAAUUACAUCACUAGUUAUAAAGACAUGCCUAUCACAGUAUAUCAAAUGACAAGGAAAUAUAGGGACGAAAUUAGGCCCAGGGGUGGCAUCUUACGCGGACGAGAAUUUCUAAUGAAGGAUGCAUAUUCGUUUGCUAGUAAUAAAGAGGAUGCAUUUGCCAGUUUUCAAAAAUUAGAUGAUACUUACAAUAAGAUAUUUAAGGAUUUGAAAAUUCCCUCUGUUAGUGCGUGGGCAGAUAGUGGUGACAUUGGUGGUGAGUUUAGUAAAGAAUUUCAUUUGAUUCAUGAAUCCGGUGAGGAUACUUUAAUGAGUUGCAAGCAUUGCGGCGAUAUUUCAACUUUAGAUAUGUCUCAAUCAUAUCCUGAAAAAGAUGGACAAUAUUUGGGUGAUGUCGACUGUAAGUAUGCUUUGACGAACGAUCACUCAACUUUAAUAUGUUUUUACUAUCCAAAGAAUAGACAAUUGAAUUGGAAUUUAGCAUUAAAUGCGAUGGAUAAAGACAUCGAUUUGACAUUAAGAAACAAACCAAAUGAACACGUCUUAGAAAUCUAUGAAAACGAUAACGAAGAUAUCAUGUUCAGUAAAAUAUUAAGAGUUAUGGAUUGUAGAUUGAAUUCAAAAUCAAACUUUCCUGAUUUCCCACUGAAGAAAUACUUGAAGAAUAAUUUUGGUCAAAUCAAUGACGUUUCUAUAGUGGAUGCUCAGGAAAAUGAAAUCUGUGGCAAAUGUGAAGAAGGAAGUUUACAACCUCUCAAGAGUAUUGAGGUGGGCCAUAUAUUUUUGCUGGGUAAUAAAUAUUCGAAGCCAUUGAAUGUCAAGUUUGUCGAUAAAGAAAACAAGAACGAGACAUUCGUCCAUAUGGGUUGCUAUGGCAUUGGAGUAAGCAGGCUAGUUGGAGCAGUUGCUGAACUAGGGCGUGACGAGAAUGGAUUUAGAUGGCCAGCUAUAAUGGCUCCAUACAAGGUAUCGAUUUGUACUGGAUCAAAUAAUGAGGAAAACUCACAGCGGGUAAAGGAUAUUAAAUCUGACCUACUGAAUAGUUCCACCAUGCAUUUACAAAACGAUAUACUUACCCAGUUUAAUGAAAAACUAGGUAUAGGUGCCAGAAUAAAGCUAUCUCAUGCCAUUGGUAUACCAUUAUGUGUCAUCGUGGGCUCAAAAAACUGGCCCAAUGUGGAAAUCGAAGUUCGUGGCAUAAGAUGGGAGGAAAAGGAUUUGUGGAGAAAGCAAUUUGAAAAGAGAUGCAAGGAACUGGAAUGGAAGUGCGCCGAAAAUGAACAUGGAAUUGAGAAGCACACUGUCCCAAUUCAGCAUUUAACAGAAGUAAUUGACAUAUUGCUAAAGGAUAUGUAG
Molecule: messenger RNA, 1728 nt
Organism: Saccharomyces paradoxus
Lineage: Eukaryota; Fungi; Ascomycota; Saccharomycetes; Saccharomycetales; Saccharomycetaceae
Gene: AIM10
Product: putative proline--tRNA ligase AIM10
Exons: 1
Coding region: 1-1728 (575 amino acids)
Biological process (GO): prolyl-tRNA aminoacylation
Cellular component (GO): mitochondrion; cytoplasm
Molecular function (GO): ATP binding; proline-tRNA ligase activity
Source: RefSeq, a predicted model, not a curated record